AUGGGGAAAUAUUAUUGUUGCAUGACAAAUUGUCAUAAUUUUCGGGGUAAGAUCGGCAAAUUUAACAAAAAAGUUACUUUGCAUAAACUGACAAAAGAAAAAGAUUCUAGAAGGGCCUGGAUUAUAGCUAUAAGCCGGAAAUACUGGAAACCAAAAGAAAAAGUUUCUUGUAUUUUCAGAUAUGCCAAACCAGUUGGUGAUGAAUCGAGUCUGGAUGAAGAUGCCAUCCAGUCACGGGUGCCUUCUCAGUCUGUACAGUCAUGUAUAGUUGGAAUACAGAACACUCCAGUAAUGUGUGACAUCAGUGUUGGUACUAGCAGGCCAGACAUUAUUAUUGAGGAUAUACAAGACUCAAAUGUUGAUAUGCAGUUUUACACUGGCUUACCAAAUUACAUUGUAUUUCUUGCUCUUUUUGAAAGUCUGCUGGAAUGUGGGGGGAAACAGUUGUGCACCACCACAUAUAGCAAGUCUGAAAUAUGUUUUAAAAAAAGGGCGUAAAAAGAAACUGAGGCUUAUUGACGAAUUUCCUUUAGUAAUGAUGAGAAAUAGGUUAGGUUUACUUGUGAAAGACCUGGAGUUCAGAUUUAAAGUAUCCAGCAGUACUGUUUCAAACAUUUUUAACACCUGGAUAUCAUUUAUGUUUACAUAUUUGCAAGCUUUAGUAUUUUUGCCAAAGUUGAAAAUUCUGAAAUCACAUGUUCCAGAGUGCUUUAAUUUUUUUAGUGAUACCAGAUUUGUUUUAGAUUGCACCGAGAUAUUUAUUCAAACUUCUUCUUUGGAAAACCAAUCACUGACAUAUUCCAAUUAUAAAUCGCAUAAUACCUUUAAAGUUCUCAUUGGAAUAAGCAUGACUGGUGCAGUUGUUUUAAUUUCAAAAUUAUGGGGUUAGUGCUUCUGAUGUUGAAAUAACCAGAGCGAGUGGUUUACUUGAACAAUAAGAGCCUUGUGAUGCAGUUAUGGUAGAUAAGGGUUUUAUACAUUUGAAGCAGGAUUUGAUGAAGAGAGGAGUGAAAAUGUAUUGUCCACCAUUCAAAUGUAAAGAACAAUUUUCAAAAACUGAAGUCGAAAUAACAAGACGAAUUGCAUCUGCCAGAAUACAUGUA
Molecule: messenger RNA, 1103 nt
Organism: Gigantopelta aegis
Lineage: Eukaryota; Metazoa; Mollusca; Gastropoda; Neomphalida; Peltospiridae
Exons: 3
Coding region: 1-498 (165 amino acids)
Source: RefSeq, a predicted model, not a curated record